Molecule: messenger RNA, 533 nt
Organism: Pocillopora verrucosa
Lineage: Eukaryota; Metazoa; Cnidaria; Anthozoa; Scleractinia; Pocilloporidae
Source: RefSeq, a predicted model, not a curated record
ACAUGCAUCUCAGCAUAGUGUCUCUUCUUUGCGCUGUUGCCUACGGCAUAAACCGUAUUUCAGGUCCAAAUCUCAAAGCUGUUAACUUUGCCGGAAAGAUAAAAAGACAAAAGCUGAACGGAAGCCUGAUAAGAGAUAUAGAAGUGGAUUCGGAAAGUUCCUGUCAGUUUGAGUGUGUGUAUGAAGAGCGAUGUCAGUCUUACAACUUUGGAACCGUAAAGGGCGACUCAAACAAAUUCAAGUGUCAACUAAGCGACUCUGACCGAUUUGCUGGAUUUGCUAACUUUAUCGAGGAUAAAGAUUUCAUUUACAGGGGAAUAAAGAGCGCGUGUGAAGAAGACAGUUUCCGAUGUGGUGAUCACAGUAUAUGCGUUCCCAACUAUCAAGAUGACAGCAUUCGAUGCCAGUGUAAGCAUGGCUUCACAGGAAAACCUUGCGAACCGAAAAGCUGCUCUCAAUUGUUUCAAGAUGGUUUCAAUUCGGCUUAUACUAUUUUGAAAUUUGAGCUGGCUGAGUUCUACUGUAACAACUGA